Messenger RNA from Rhopalosiphum padi (bird cherry-oat aphid), 879 nucleotides. RefSeq lists its product as uncharacterized. The transcript is spliced from 6 exons. Bases 1 to 879 code for a protein of 292 amino acids. NCBI's taxonomy places the organism in Eukaryota, Metazoa, Arthropoda, Insecta, Hemiptera, Aphididae. The record is from RefSeq and is a predicted model, not a curated record.
AUGGCCAACGGUGAAAAAUCUACAUCAUCUUUGGCAUCAAUAGGAUUUUCAAAUUGGAAACACAUUAGUGAACGUUUAAAAGAACAUGAAUUAUCUAUUCCACAUAAUACGGCUCAAGAAAAAUGGAUACAAUUGCGUAUGGGACUUGAUCUUCAUAAAACUGUAGAUAAUAAUAUACAAGAUAAUUUAAAUAUUGAAAAAAAACGUUGGCGUAGUAUUCUUAAACGAAUUAUUGCAUGUAUAGAGUUUUUAGCAGAACAUAAUGACGCUUUUCGUGGACUAAUACAAAUGAUUGCAAAAUUUGAUAUUAUUAUGGCUGAUCAUUUGAGACGCGUACGUAAUGAUGAAAUACAUGAUCAUUAUUUAGGACCUAGGAUUCAAAACGAACUUAUUAGUAUUAUUGCUACAAAAAUACGUGAUGAAAUAAUUAAUCGCGUUAAACAGAACUUUACUUUAAAACCAAUGUCAGAUACCAGAUGGGAAUCUUGGGUCGAAUCGAUUAAACCUAUUCGUUUUCAAUUAUGCCAAGUACACGAUGCUUUAGUAGAAGUAUUGUUAUUUGGUAUGAAGUCACUAUCUGGUAUUAAUAAAGUUAGUAAGAGUCUUCAAAGCGAAAGCAUGGAACUGAAGAAAAUGGGUUUGAGUUAUCAAAAAAAAACUGCACAAAAAUUAUGUGAAGACGUUGGAACUCAAGCAGUUUUUAAACAAUCUAGAGUUCUAAAAAAAAGUAAGCAGUUUGAUUAUGAAUGUAAUGAUACACGUACAGUUUCUAAUGAGCAAAAAUUUUAUCAAGAUUAUUUUUUGGCAGUAGUAGAUCAAGCAAUUGUAUCAAUUAAUCAACGAUUCGAGCAAUUAUCUCAUCAUUCAGAAAACUUUUGA